Megalopta genalis is the source of this 6860-nucleotide messenger RNA. It is a transcript of the gene DAT, whose product is annotated as Sodium-dependent dopamine transporter. Gene Ontology annotation, biological process: amino acid transport; dopamine uptake involved in synaptic transmission; sodium ion transmembrane transport. The record is from RefSeq and is a predicted model, not a curated record. Gene Ontology annotation, molecular function: dopamine:sodium symporter activity. Gene Ontology annotation, cellular component: axon; presynaptic membrane; neuronal cell body membrane. Lineage: Eukaryota; Metazoa; Arthropoda; Insecta; Hymenoptera; Halictidae.
CACUCACUCUUUCGAACCUUUCCGACGCGGUUCCCUUUUCGAAUUGGUGCGCCGAUCUUCUGGAUGGUUCGUCGUCGCGGCCGAUGCACGAUUUCUCCCCGGAAAACUAUUCGCGGGAGGAACGGCACACCAUUGGCUACCGCGACGAUGGCCCUCGCAGGUUAACUUUGAAACGGUUCCGAGGGGAAAAAAAAAGCGCGCGCGUAAAUGACAGCAACAAGUAAGCUCGAACGAGAUCGAACGACCCGCCGCUCGAUAAUGCUACGGACACUGUAAAAAGGACACGCGAGGUGUUGGCCGAGCGGCGAUUUAAUCCCGGGGAUAAAGUUUAGAGCCGGUGCGGUCUCUCGCUGGGAACCAUUUUUCACGCGUAAAAAAAAGCAGCACCGUUCUGUGAGCUGCCAGUGACGCGGGAAUGGGUCUGACAGACUCGAGUUUCGAGGCACUUUUGACCCUGUGGCGGGUUCACGUCGAGGGAGUUCUGUGGACCGAAGGGGUCCGCGGUCAGUGUCGCGGUGUCUUGCCCAGUCGUAACAUCGCCGGUCUGAUUCGUUAAUUCUUCGGGACCUGUUCCAUCGGAGGACGCAUAAUGUCGUCGAGGGUGGUGAAGAAUCCUCCAAAGCUCGACGACUCCGUCGACGGCAGGGAGACAUGGUCCGGCAAGGUCGACUUUCUCUUAUCCGUCAUCGGAUUUGCCGUUGAUCUAGCCAAUGUCUGGAGAUUCCCCUAUCUGUGUUACAAAAACGGUGGCGGAGCCUUCUUGGUCCCCUAUUGCAUUAUGCUGGUAGUGGGUGGGAUUCCUCUAUUUUAUAUGGAGCUUGCCCUUGGCCAGUUCAACAGAAAAGGAGCGAUCACCUGCUGGGGUCGUAUAGUGCCACUUUUAAAGGGAAUCGGAUACGCGGUGGCACUAAUCGCAUUCUACGUGGACUUUUACUACAACGUGAUCAUCGCGUGGGCUUUGCGGUACUUCUUCGCUUCGUUCUCCAGCCUUCUGCCUUGGACCACAUGCGACAACCCCUGGAACACGCCGCACUGUCGCGAAUUCGACGCGAACGUCUCUUACACGUUCGACGACACGUCUCCCGUCGAAUCGUUGGAGCCACGGAGCACCGACAACUCGUCCUUGGUCGAGGAAUACUUGGACAGAACUGCCCAUCAACGCUACAACAGCACGUCGCAGACGAGCGCUGCGCAAGAAUACUUCAACCGAGCCAUCUUAGAGCUUUACAAAAGUGAAGGAUUGCACGACCUUGGUGCAAUUAAGUGGGACAUUGCGUUGUGCCUGCUGGUGGUCUACAUCAUCUGUUACUUCUCCCUGUGGAAGGGUAUCUCCACCUCUGGAAAGGUAGUUUGGUUUACGGCUCUGUUUCCGUACGCUGUUCUACUGAUUCUACUUAUACGGGGCGUCACGCUACCAGGAAGUUCCGAAGGGAUACGCUACUACCUCAACCCGAACUUUUCCGCCAUCACGAAGGCGGAGGUGUGGGUGGAUGCCGCGACACAGGUGUUCUUCUCGCUUGGCCCGGGAUUUGGCGUGCUGCUGGCUUAUGCGAGUUACAAUAAAUACCACAACAACGUUUACAAAGACGCUCUAUUAACCAGCCUAAUUAACAGCGCAACGUCUUUCGUUGCCGGAUUCGUGAUCUUCUCUGUGCUCGGAUACAUGGCACGGGCAAGUGGAAAAUCCAUUCAGGAUGUAGCGACGGAAGGACCUGGUCUAGUGUUCAUUGUCUAUCCUGCUGCUAUCGCGACCAUGCCCGGAUCCAUGUUCUGGGCACUGAUCUUCUUCAUGAUGCUUCUAACUUUGGGACUGGACAGCUCGUUUGGUGGUUCUGAAGCGAUAAUCACUGCUCUCAGCGACGAGUUCCCAUUGAUCGGGAACAAUCGUGAAAUUUUCGUCGCCCUUCUCUUCACGCUGUACUUCGUCGUUGGAUUAGCUUCCUGUUCGCAGGGCGGCUUUUACUUUUUCCACUUGUUGGAUCGUUACGCUGCCGGCUAUUCGAUGCUGUUCGCAGUUUUGGCAGAGGCAAUAGCCAUUAGCUGGAUCUACGGAACCGAUCGAUUCUGCGCCGAUAUUAAAGAUAUGAUCGGUUUUUCGCCUGGCAUUUACUGGAGAGUCUGCUGGAAGUUCGUCGCACCGAUAUUUCUUAUGUUUAUCAUCGUAUAUGGUUUAAUGGGCUACGAACCAUUAACAUACGAGGAUUACGUGUAUCCAGUCUGGGCAAACGUAUUAGGCUGGCUAAUUGCGACUUCCUCGAUUGCCAUGAUACCCGGUGUCGCAAUUUACAAGAUCAUCGUUACGCCUGGCAGCUUUAUUCAGAGAUUGAAGAUCCUCACCACCCCCUGGAGAGACACUCAGCAAAGGAACGCGGAUUUGUCGUCGGUGGCGAACGGCGUCGUUCGCCGCAGCUUCAUGGCAGAUCAAGACCUGAAUCUCACCAACGAGCAACGAGAAUUAACCAAGGAACAAACGGAAGUCAUGAUCCAAUCCAGGGAAGGUAUCAACGGAGAUCCACCUCCGGAGCCAGUCUAGGACAGUGCGGUUGUGAUUUUGCACGGUGCCCGGUUCCAAGUAUACCUUUGCUAAUAUUCCAUCGUUGAGGUUUAAUUUUUACGUUACAUUGAACCACACGGACCUCGAACGCACCACUCGGAACGCAGACAUUACGAUGCGAUACCUUCGACGAUUCUUUACUCUCUCUCUCUCUCUUUCUCUCUCUCUCUCUCUCUCUCUCUCUCUCUCUCUCUGUCUCUCUCUCUCUCUGUCUCUCUCUCUCUCUGUCUCACUUUCUCUCUGCACGACAAGGAUCCCGUAUGCCACAGGGCUUAUGGGACCCCUGCGCAAUAGACUCGCACCUUUGUACACCCAAAUGAGAUCAUUUCUUAACGCAUAAGCACUGUCCAACGAUACAACGCAGUUUAUCUUUUCUACCAUUUACCACGACACGCUCAGUGUACCGAACCAAUUUGUAAUUAUGUGUGAUUGCGAUACAGGCUUCGCACUAAAAAUUAAUCCUUUCCCGGAUCGUAUUCAUCUUUUUACAAAUCAUAUUAAUUCUUUCGUGGAUCGUACCCAGCUUUCUGCAACUCAAAUGCGACCUAUUUGUAAUUAGUUGUAAUAAAAUUCGUAUUUUUCAAAAUUGUAUGACAUUUUAUAAAUAGUUUAUUUAAGAUUGGUGAAGAUAUCAAUUGCUUGUAAUGAGAUGUGUAUUAUUUUAUAGAUAAGCGUAUAAAUUCUUACGUAGAAGUCAAUUUGAUCUGUAAAAGGUCGAGAAAAAUCUGAAAAUUGGUUGAUUUGAUUUGCAAAAGGAUAUGAGAAUAUGAUCCACAGAAGGAUUAGUUUCGAGUGCAAAACCUGUAACGAACCACGGUGUCGCACACCUAUUUUCCCAUCUAACGGCUUCCUUUGCAGUAUAAUUGAUUAGAUUGUAGACGUGUGUUUAGAGGUAUGUUCUCCACUUUCGUGAGUUCCCGAAAACUCGAACCAAAGAAAUAUUGCUUUCUAGAGAAAAUCGAAAGAAUUUUAAUUAAUUAAAAUUCUCUUGUUAUGUUGCGUUUCAACUUGUAAUUAACUUAUUAUUAUGGGAAAUGGUUUUUACCGGACGCAUUGGUUGGCUGAAAUAGAAAUAUUUCAAGCUCGCGUAACAUUUCUAUUUUCGGUUAUUAUAUUUCUUGUAAAUAGAUACGAUAGACGCUAUUUGUACAACUUGUCGAUUUCCUUUUGACAGUCGUCUGUUAUUUCGGACACCGUGUUAAAAUGUUUUUUCAAUGAGAUCAUGUUUUUCUAUAUCCCCGCAUCAAACAGAAGGACGUAUUUAAUAAUUAGCAAUAAUACUCUACUGUUAGAAAUAUGAAAGUAUGACCAACAAAAUAAUGAAACCGUGAAUCGAACUCGUUUAAAUUCGUUGAUCGAAAUAUUGAAAUUGAAUUGGAAUGUUAUAUCACGUGUAUCAAGGUGUAAUCUGCUAUUUUGUCCAAGUAAAACAUUUCUUCUCGACGGAGACCACUAAAUCACGGUAAUAUUACGCAGCACAAGGGUAGAAAAAUCUACUAAAUUUGUCUUGUGUGUCAUUGUUAAGGAAAUAGUAGAUUACCCGUGUGUGUACACUUAAUAUCGACGAUGAUGUUCGAUGGAACAACGUAAUUGCAUUUGUCAAAGAACACCAAUGAUUUAUUCGAAUAAAUGAGAUCCUAGCUCUGACUUCGAAUAUCAUUCGAUCAGCUAUCGCAAUAAGAGGAACGAGAAAAAAUACACUACAAAAAUAAUGAUUUUCUUUCAAUGAGAUCAACCGAUGAUAUAUUAUAUUAAUGGAUAUCUUCAUUUCUAAAAUGUCUCUGCAGUGUUCACGAGAACACAGUGCAGUUGGUCCAACCUGUAAAUACUACAGGCAUUACAGAAUUUUCUAGAUAAAGUCGAUAAGCGAUUAGAUUAUUGAUACCAUUCUAGAUUUAAUGAAUGUGUAUAAUUGCAUUAGCUAGAGGAAAGUCUCUUUGGGCAGCAGCUUUAAGUUGCAUAAAAGUUAAUAUUUUAAUAAUUACAAGCGUCUUGUUGAAACAUAGAAAACGUAAGAACUCGAAUCUCUACCGUACCAUUGAAAAAUGCCAUAACACAAACGUAAGAAAAACUCAAAUAUAAUAGAUCUUUCAUGUAGUUGAGAAAAGCAACCAGCAAAUUGUAAGCCACAUUCUGUUCACGGAGUUCCUAUCCUUACCGGUACUUAAUAAAUGAGCUUUCGUUGCGGUUUUACCUCUAAGAUGUUUAUUUCUUUCCAUCAUAGACAAAUGCGAUAGUGUCGAUUCUUCUUGCAAAAUUGUUGUACUAAAACUAAACCACAUAUUGUUAUAUGAGUUAUUACAAGGCUGUGGAUGUCUGUGCAUCGAAGUCCAAAAUAUUCGAGAUUACAAUUAUAUUUUGUAUAGUAUUAUUUUAUUUUUUCCAUCAGAAUCAUUGAUCCAGAAAACAAAACAUUAUUCGAGUUCAAAAGUAAAUAUUGUAAUUACGUUUGAACCGAUCGAUUGUUAACCAUUUUCUUCCAUUUUUAGAAAUGGAAGAUAUUCUGUUCAUCUUUUUCUUUUUUUAAAUAAAAGCGAAGGAUUGGCACGAAUGCUGUCAAACGUUGAUGUUUCAGAUUAAUGACAGUAUUGUCGCGACCAAAUGUUUCGAUUUAGUUGCUGAAACGCUUUUACAUCGCCUGGCUCAAACAGACGAACAUGCUGUGUAGACUAUACGCGAAUUGUAAUCACCGAUCAGGUGUAAAACGUUACAUUAAAAUGUAUUAACGUUCAAAUGUUACCGAAAUAACAAAGCCUAUGUAAAAUGGAAAAUAAGAAGUAUUAUUGUCGAUUUAAUAUUUAGAAUAGACUAGUCGUUAGACAGACAAUACCGAGGAAAUGUAAUCUACUAAAUUGAACAGAGUUUGUAACUGCAAACAAUACAGUAUCAAACAUUACAUUUUCAAUUUUCUAUAGCACAAAAUGAGAAAAAACGAAAUAAUUAUUUAACGGUGUAUCCUUUUGUUUCGUUUCUUUAUAAAUUUUAUUUUUCUUCUAAGAUAUGAAAUUUCUGUUGACAAUUAUAUUUAUCCACAAGAGUUUUGCAUCCUAUUGGAUGCUUUUAUUACUUGUAUAAAAAAUGAACCGAAUAAUUUCGCAAAGCAUAUCCGAAGCAAUUGUCUGUCUCUCCUUGACUUUGAAUAUCGACGACGGAAAAUGGUUGAGUAGACAUUAAGUAUUUGAAAAAGUAUUAUCGUGAACUUGUUAGAAAAUAUUCUAUGUGCAGAUAUACAUAUAUGUACGAUAUAGUUUAUAGCUAUUGUUGUUAGAAACAACAGUACGUAUGUACGUAUAACGAUAUGUUAGCCGACGCGCGUGCAUAUACUUAUAAAUACAUAUUAUACAAGCUUAAGUCACCAGAAAUUAAAUCUGUAAAUGUCCCAUUUAACUGCGAGAGUCCGAAAGAAUGUUCCAAGGAUCAUUCUAAGGAUUUCGAAGAACUAUUUAAUUAUUAAUGACCUAAAAUCAAUCAAAAACUAUAUUUUUUAGCUUCUCGAUUUUCCGUUAUUAUUUUAUACCAAAUAAGCGAAUUUUCGUUUUAAGACUAUAUGUGAUUUUUAUUAGUAAUGAUAAUUACUUCCAAAUAAUAUUAAUCAAUAAUAAUUAAUUCUUGAUCCCACUGCUCGGUAUAUAAAAUUUUGUGAAAAUAUUUUUCUCUUUGUUUUGUUUGCACUUUGAAUACAGUCCAAUUAUGUCCUGAACAUCUUUCAGAUUCUCACCAAUAAAGAAAAGCAAUCUGGUGUUCUAUUUAAAACGAACCAUCCUGUAUAAUUGUAUGUUAUAUUUUAUACAUCGCAUCUGAGUUGCGACCGCAGCCAUAGGUAGCAGCUCGGGCCUUGUUAACAUGAAAAAUAAAUAAAUAUUCACAAGAACUGGACAACUAUCAUAGACAGAUAAUAUUCUUUAGUUAGUUGGCAAUAACACUUUUCAUUAUCUCAGGUUUACGUUCGGUGAAAUUUUGAACCGUGAUCUUUUACUGUUUUGUUCGUCAAAAAUUGAUGACUCCAAAAUUCCUUAUUUAAUAAUUUUAAGCUAAUAAUAAUUAUUAUUAUUGUUAAUAUUAUUAUGUUUAUGCAGCUUCGCAGCCAGCAAUAGGACUCGGUUUAUAUUACCCUAAUUAUAAUUAUAAGCUAUCUUAACCAUUCAUUCUUUUCAUCUACAUUCUCUCUUGCAAAUCAUUUUAAUAAGCUUAAGUUAUACAUUUGAAUUGUUGUUUAUAAUUAUUUCACAUUAUGGAUGUAAAAUUUAAUUUUCCAAAUGAAAUAUAUAUUUGUUUUUCUAAUAAAGAGAUUGUGUGAAAUAUUAAA